Filobasidium floriforme is the source of this 1479-nucleotide messenger RNA. RefSeq lists its product as uncharacterized. NCBI's taxonomy places the organism in Eukaryota, Fungi, Basidiomycota, Tremellomycetes, Filobasidiales, Filobasidiaceae. Bases 1 to 1479 code for a protein of 492 amino acids. The transcript is spliced from 3 exons. The record is from RefSeq and is a predicted model, not a curated record.
AUGACAUCGAUCGGGUACACUCAUCACAAAAAGAACCGACCGACUCUUGGACCGCCGCUUCCGCCUAGUAGAUGGCCGCUUCAACACGUCCCCGCUUGUAUACUCGACGUGAUCGUGAAUAUACUUGCCGACGCUGCGGUCGACUUGGUCGACAAGCCGGAGAUCUUCAAGGUCGAUCCGAACCUUGAGGUAUUCAGGCCGCUUUCUCCUGAGCUGAAAAAUAUGUCGCUGGUGAACAAGGCGUUUCGCAGGAAUAUUAUGGAGAGGAAGAUCAUUCAUACAGUAGUCAUCAAGUCUCCGCGGCAUUUGACGAAGGUCCAAAGCCAAUUUACGCAAGAAGGGAGGACUUAUAUCCGCUGUCUCAUGCUAGCGGAACCCCACACUGCUGAUAACGACUCCUUCGAUGAGAAGAAAUGGUCGGCUCAACUUCGACCGUUCUUGAAGAGCCUGUCUAAUCUGGAGUCCAUCUUCGAUGAGAGUGGCGAGCUAGGCCGGACGAAGCACGCGCUUCCAAAGUCACUCCAAGGCAUCGAACUCGUGUUGGCGCCGGGCAAGACGAUGCCGCCGGCUUUGCAGACGCUUCGUCUUGUCGAGUUGUCGGUCAAGCUCAACGAGGAAAGCCAACAGGAGGAACUCAGCAACGCGGAAUCUGCGUUGUACCCUCGGAAGCUCCGUGCUCUGUGCAAAAACGUAAAGGCCUUGCAACGACUCGUCUUAGUAUUGCCAGGGCUUGCGACUUGCAUCUGCUCACACGGUCCUCGCCUAGACCAAGAGCUCCAGCUGCAGGACCCGGUCCCCCAAGGGUUACCCUGUCUCGGCAUCUUGACCUUGAAGAGCCCGUUCUGCUACAUCGAACCGGGCGGCUUGCGAGAAUCGCAUUGGUGGGGAUAUCUCGGUUGGCUAUUCCAUACUCCAGCCCGCUUUAGUCGAUUACUUGUCGAAAUGACCUGGGUACCUUAUAUGCACCUCGACGCGCCGCCGACUGUGCAGCUCAUCGCCCGGCGCAUGGGGAUCGCCGCAUACCACGGAAGCGUAUUCAAAGACCCUGUCACCGGAGAAUCGAGUAUCGCUUCUUUGAAGAAGAAUACCCUCGAUCAACCGAUGAAAGAUUUCUGCACCUCUUUGUUUCACAAGAAGAAAGAGCUGCAGCAAAUCGUAUUUCAGCUAUCGAAAUGUACCCCGAUGGAUCAAGGGCGACCGGUCCGUUACCGCCGCAUCAGCGCGGUUCGACGUUCCACCGAUGCUCCACCGUCUGAUCCCGAGGUCACAUUCGUAGAUCGGCUCGACUUCAAGGUCGUCAAAGCUACUUGUGCCGAGGUGAUCGCGAUGUAUACCGAGUGGUUCGAACCUCCGCCCGCUCACGAGCCCGGAUUGGAGAUGUGGAGGCGGAUCUUCAGGCUGCGUGCGAUGGGCAGAACCGGUGCUGGAGUUGAGGUGACCUACCCUGAGGAUGGGCACCGCAUGAUACUCCUUAGCUAG